UGUACACACAGACAUGUACAUACACACACAGAAACAUGUACACACACGCACAGAGACACACGUACACACACAUACAGACACAUGUAUACACACACACAGGCACAUACAGACACACAUAUACACAGAUACAUGUACAUACACACACGUACAUACAUACACACACACAUGUACGUGUGCACACACACAAACAGACACAAGUACACACACGUGUACAUACACGCAGUCACCGCAUAAAAAGUUGCAGUACUUCGUUGUUCACGCACAGAGCCGGGUACUGCACUCUAGGGGGAGGCAGAGAGCACAGCACACACUCCUUGCUUUGCUUUCACUGUGCUCAGCUAUUGACCAGUCUGACAGCUCCUAGUGCCAAUGACAGAUCCGGCCUGAGCUCCGAGCCUCCUGAGCAAGACGGCCCUGGGGGACACACUCGCCCCCACCAUAAUUUCCACUCGCCAUUGGCGAGCAGGCGAGUGGAAAUUUCAAGCCCUGCUUCACAGGCUCCUUUG
Staurois parvus is the source of this 506-nucleotide messenger RNA. The record is from the annotation of a GenBank genome assembly. Lineage: Eukaryota; Metazoa; Chordata; Amphibia; Anura; Ranidae.